AUGUCUUACGCUCGCCGCCGCUGUAGGUUCUUCGAAGACAACGGCCAUCCGGUCCGGGGUGGUUGCUUUCGCGGCGCCAGCUGCAAGUUCGUCCAUCCCGACAGCCAAGAGUGGGCGUCCGCCCCCAAACCCCCCGACUCGCGCCCCAGGUUUGGGGAUCGGCCUCGAGACGGCGGGUGGGCUCGUGGAGGACCGCAGAAGUCCCGGGUGGAAUCCUCCGACGUGCCAGCGACUUGGGGGGAGUGCGGCGCCGGAUGGGGAUCAUUCAACGGAUGGGGCCAGCCGAUCAGCAAUGCACAGGAGCCCAACACCAACGCCGGGUGGGGCCAGCCGAGUAGCAACACAAAGGAGUCCCAUACCAACCUCGGGUGGGGCAGCCCGAACGGCGACGUGAGGGUACCCGAUACCAACUUCGGAUGGGGCGAGCCAGCGAGCAACGCACAGGUGCCUAGUCCCAACAUCGGGUGGGGCGAGCCGACCAGCAACAUAAGGGGGCCCGGUGCCGACCUCGGGUGGGGCAGCCCGACCAGCAACGCACGGCUACCCGGAACCAACAUCGGGUGGGGCAGCCCGAAUGACGACGCGCGGGUACCCGAUGCCAACGUCGGGUGGGGCGAACCGACCAGCAAUGCACAGGAGCCCAAUACCAACGCCGGGUGGGGCCAGCCGACCAGCAACGCCAAGGAGCUCAAAACCAACAUCGGGUGGGGCAGCCCGAACGACGACGUGCGGGUGCCCGAUUCCAGCAUCGGGUGGGGCAGCCCGACCAGCAACGCACGGCUACCCGAUGCCAACAUCGGAUGGGGCGACCCGACUAGCAACGCAAAGGAGCCCGAUGCCAACAUCGGGUGGGGCCAGCCGACCAGCAACGCGAAGGGGCCCAAUAUCAACGUCGGGUGGGGCAGCCCGAACGACGAAGCGCGGGUACCCGAUACCAACGUCGGAUGGGGCGAGCCGACCAGCAACGCACGGGUGCCUAAUUCCACCGUCGGAUGGGGCCACCCGAACGGCGACCCAGGGCAGGAGACACGCCCUCAAGACGUCUCGCCCUGGGGCACCGUCGCUUUGGAGAGUGUCGACACUGGGCCAUGGUCGGGGUGGUCGGCCCCCGCUCUCGGUCCGACCUCUCCGACCGCGGCGACGAGCCCUCGAAGAAGACGGUCCAAUCACCAUCAAGUCGACGUCGUGCAAGUGGCGAUUCCAGACCGCGAGCCCACGCGCGUGCUGGGCAGCGGUCUCCCCGCAGCUCUGGCGUCGACCGCUGCUGCAGGUUCGAAUUGCAACCCGUUCGCUUUCGGCGAUUACGCUGCUCCGGUGGCUACGGGCUCGGACACAGGUGCAGCCCCACGGACGGACGGGGACGAUGCGCAACUGGCACAACGUUCUGUGGAAGUGGAGCGCGACCAGUCGGGAUACGAGAGCUCGGACACCGACGAAUUGGAGUGCGACGAGCCGGUGUGCGAUGAACAGGAGCCUGACGAAGUUGAAGUGGACGAGCUGGAGCAUGAUGAAGAGCACGACGAGCUGGAACAUGACGAGCUGGAACACGACGAGCUGGAUCAUGACCAGCCGGAACACGACGAGCCGGGUCAUGACGAGCUGGAACAUGACUCGCAGCUGGAAAAUACCACCCCGACAGAGGUCGACCGGGCUCGAGGCUUCCUGCAGUGA
Molecule: messenger RNA, 1671 nt
Organism: Epithele typhae
Lineage: Eukaryota; Fungi; Basidiomycota; Agaricomycetes; Polyporales; Epitheliaceae
Exons: 2
Coding region: 1-1671 (556 amino acids)
Molecular function (GO): metal ion binding
Source: RefSeq, a predicted model, not a curated record